Mesorhabditis belari is the source of this 372-nucleotide messenger RNA. The record is from the annotation of a GenBank genome assembly. Lineage: Eukaryota; Metazoa; Nematoda; Chromadorea; Rhabditida; Rhabditidae.
AUGCUUUGUGUGUGGUGGAAUGCUAAGGGAUUGGCUCAUUUGGAAAUAUUAGAUAAAGGAGACACUGUUGACGGGAGACUUUAUGCAGAACAAAUGGGUCGAGUCGAUCCAGCGUUGAGGAAAAAGAGGAUCGAUCCAUCGAAGGUCAGAUUUCUUCACGACAAUGCUAGGCCUCACAUUUCAAAGAUCGUCCACGAACAAAUCGACAAGUUGAGCUGGAAACUUCUUCCACACCCACCAUACAGCCCUGAUCUAGCCCCAUCGGAUUACCAUCUCUUUCGGUCAAUGAAACAAGCAGUUUCUGGACAGCAGUUCAAACAAAAGCAGGACAUCGAAAAUUGGGUUGCCAACUAUUUUGCCUCUAAAAAUCUU